Messenger RNA from Aureobasidium uvarum, 705 nucleotides. The record is from the annotation of a GenBank genome assembly. NCBI's taxonomy places the organism in Eukaryota, Fungi, Ascomycota, Dothideomycetes, Dothideales, Saccotheciaceae.
AUGAAGAUGUCGACCUCUACCUUGAUCAAUCUUCCGGAUAUCCUCCUUAUCGGAGCUACAGGCCGCACUGGUCGUCUCGUUCUAGCAUCAGCACUGAAACGCGGCCACCACGUCGUCGCCUUGAUCCGACCAUCCUCGAACCUGACGCCGCAAGCCAACCUCACGAUUUUUGAAGGCUCUCCUCUCGACUCUGCCUCUAUCACCACUGCCCUCUCCCCUGNNACAACAGGUCCAGUGGUCGUAAUCAGCACACUGGGCCAAACACGCACAUCUGGAAACCCCUUCGCCGCAACAACUUCGCCUGCACUCUUCAUGUCUGAUUCGGCUACUGCAGUUGUCUCAGCAGCAAAAGCUUUUGGUCCCAGGAUCCAGAAACUGGUCCUGAUGUCAAUGUUUGGCGCUGGAUCUUCCUUCUCCAAUCUCAACUUUCUCAUGCGAGCAACUAUGCUCUACUCUAACAUGAAGCAAACACUCGACGACCAGAAUGCUGUUGAUGGGGUUAUCAAGAACAGUGGACUGAUAUUCGUGAUGCCCAGACCUGCUAUGCUUAAGGGUGAUGUAGCUUUGCCAGUCAAAGAUCUGGGCGAUACAGGAGAGAUGGCGGAAUUCAUGCCGUCUGUGAGUGCGCAGAGCGUCGCUGAGUUUAUGCUGGACGCGGUUGUUAGUCAGGAGUGGGAUGGCAGAACCCCUGUUCUUUCGAAUUGA